This is a messenger RNA of Cutaneotrichosporon cavernicola, 468 nucleotides long. RefSeq lists its product as uncharacterized. Lineage: Eukaryota; Fungi; Basidiomycota; Tremellomycetes; Trichosporonales; Trichosporonaceae. The transcript is spliced from 3 exons. The record is from RefSeq and is a predicted model, not a curated record. Bases 1 to 468 code for a protein of 155 amino acids.
AUGACCGAGAAGCAGCAGACCGAGCCGUCGCAGGUGGCGGGCCAACUCAAGAACGCCCAAGGCGCCAUGUACAACGCUGUCGGCUCCGUACUCCCGGCUUCCACAGGCGACCAGUGGGCUCAGGACGGUACAGCCCUUCAGAACCAAGGGCAGGCCGAGGUCCAGGCUGCCAAGGACAAGGCUGCGAGCGAUGCGACUGUGGACGCAGCCAAGGCAAAGGCCAAGUCCACAUGGGGCUACGUGACAGGCAACCAGGAGAUGCAGAGCGAGGGUAAUGUCGAAAAUGAAGGUGCGCAGUGGAAAUACAAGCAGGCAACAAGCGACAAGGCUGUUGAUAUUCCUGUACCGUCGGGGGAAGGGGUUAAGGGCAAGAUUGAGAGUGUGGUCGGAAUGGUUACUGGUGACCAAGGAAAGCAGAUGGAGGGGAAUAUGCGUGCCGAGAAGGCUGCAUGGAAGGAUGGAGUGUGA